Drosophila subpulchrella is the source of this 1303-nucleotide messenger RNA. RefSeq names its product glycine-rich protein DOT1. Bases 20 to 1135 code for a protein of 371 amino acids. NCBI's taxonomy places the organism in Eukaryota, Metazoa, Arthropoda, Insecta, Diptera, Drosophilidae. The transcript is spliced from 2 exons. The record is from RefSeq and is a predicted model, not a curated record.
CAGCGAUAGAUGUAGAUGGAUGGAGCAUCGCGCAAUCCGGCUGCUAUAUAAGCCGUGCUUCGCUUGGAGUGGAUCAUCAGUUGGCUUCCUCUUCUGCUACGUGAAGUUCCACAGUUUUCAACCCCCAAGCAAGAAACUUCCAGCAAUGAAGAUCUUUGUGUGUAUCCUGGCUGCUUUGGUUGCCACCUCGUCGGCUGGCUUCAUCGGCGGAUCCGGCGGUGGUGGUGGCGGUGGCUACAGCUAUGGAAUCGGUUCGGGAGGAGGUGGUGGUGGCCACCAGGAGGUGAAGACCAUCCAGGUGAUCCACCAGGAGGGCGGCGGCUACUCUGGCGGCGGCCAUGGCUACUCCGGUGGCCAUGGAGGCUACUCUGGCGGUGGUCACCAGGAGGUCAAGACUGUGAAGGUCAUCCACCAGGAAGGCGGUGGCUAUUCCGGCGGUCAUGGUGGCUACUCUGGCGGUGGCCACCAGGAGGUCAAGACCGUAAAGGUCAUCCAUGAGGAGGGCCAUGCUCACGGUCACGGACAUGGACAUGGUGGCCACGAGGAGGUCAAGACCGUAAAGGUCAUCCAUGAGGAGGGACAUGCUCACGGUCACGGACAUGGACAUGGCGGCCACGAGGAGGUCAAGCUGAUCAAGGUCAUCCACGAGGAGGGCGGUCACGGUCACGGUCACGGACACGGACAUGACGGUGGUUACUCCCAUGGCGGAUUUUCCGGCGGUCAUCAGGAGGUUAAGACUGUGAAAGUGAUCCACCAGGAGGCCGGCGGUCAUGGAGGCUACUCCGGUGGCUACUCCGGCGGUCACCAGGAGGUCAAGACGGUGAAGGUCAUCCAUGAGGAGGGACACGGUCUGGGCGGCGGCGGCGGCUUCUCCGGUCAUGGACAUGGACAUGGUGGCCACCAGGAGGUCAAGGUCGUUAAGGUCAUCCACGAGGAGGGCGGUCACAGCCACGGCGGUCAUGAUCACGGCCAUGGUCACGGAUUCGAGGAGGUCAAGACCAUCAAGGUCAUUCACGAGGAGGGUGGUCACGGCCACGCCCACGCCCAUGGACCCGCCCACGUCAUUAGCAACGAGUACCUGCCCCCCGUUUCCGCUCCCGCCCCCGGAUAUCUGCCACCCUCCAGCUGGAAGUGAUUCCAUACCAUCUCAUACCAUUCGAUCCCAUUCGAUUCGAGCCAUACUGAUCCUUGAGUCUCGUUAAGUAGUUCUAAGCCUUCUUUUUUUUCCUACCCAUAUUUUUUUUACUGUUGUACCCAUCUUACCUCACUUGUUGAACAAAUAUACCAUCUGUAAAUUAUACAA